GAUUUGCUGUUUUGCCAAAAAAUCCUCAGAAACCGAUUCUUUCAGUAUUUAAGAGAUUUUCUGAUUUCUGCGGUUACAACGACAUUCAUAUAGGUCAUGAGAAAACUUGACAAAAAGGUCCUCUGCAUGUACGUAUUUUGAAAUCGUGAGGUGAACACUGUAAACGGUCCGUAACCAAUCUUAUUACUCUGAAAGGGAAAGCGGAAGUACCGAACAUCACUCGAAACAAUUGCUUUUGGACCAGAAGAGAAGUACGUCAUCCUAAAACCGGGCGAAAAUGUAAGCAGCUGAGGAUCCUUAAAUUGUAAGUGUUUGUUCCUUUUUGCUUGAUUUGCUUUUGUUGGUGAUAUCAACAAAUUUCGAGGUUUUAAGUAACUUUGUUAGUUAUAUAUAAAUACAGUGGUUUACAUUUGCAGAAUGGUGUGAUGUAAGUUAGAAUGGAAGAUUUAUCGAGACAAGAAUCGGAGAAGAGAGAAUCUCAAUCAUCGGUUGCAGCAGAUAAAAGUGAAGGGACUGAGCACCUUGUUGGCGAGCAACCAUUACUCGACACGUCCAAGGAAACCAUUGAAUCGGCAAACGUUGAUGGUGCUUAUGGGUCGAACCAAAACAAGAAGAAAAAGAAGAAAAAGAAAAAGACGGCAGAUGCGUCAGCAAAUGUAGAAGUUGCCGAAAAUACGAGUUAUGAGGAGAAUCGCGAUGAAAGUGAAGGUCACGCUCAAUCCAAUCCCCAAGGCCAGUCAAACUCUUCGACGUCGAUGGGAGCUGCUGUCGAACUAAUUGAUUGCAAACCAGUAAGCGAAGCCUCGCCAGGACUUCCAUCAGCCGAAAACGAAGUUCCUCAGGAAAGCACAAAGAAAAAGAAGAAAAAGAAAAAGAAAAAGAGAACAGAAGUCGCUUCUACUUGCGAUGAAGGUGCUCAUGCCGGAAAUGGGUCAGAUUCCACUUCGAUUGUUGCUGAGGCUUCUUCGCAGCCAAAUAAAACGUCAGUCACCGAGGAGUCACACCAACUGAGUGGUGAUGGGAAUGCCAUCGAAGAAAAAACCAAACAUAGCGAGAUGACUCGUGAAGGUGGUAAUUCAAACGUCGACUCAAACCCUAUUUCAUGUGACCAGACUGAGGCGAAUUCAAGUUGUCCGAUCGAAGGGGAUUUUUCUGACCUAGCAGAGGAUAAUAGCCUUUCUCCUGUGAAGAAAAAAAAGAAAAAGAAAAAGAAGAAAAAGCAGGAAACCGAUUCACAACAACCCAUCAGUGGAACUAGCUCUGGUACUGGAACUGUAACAGAAAAUGAAUUUGUUGCUGAUGAUGAAAUCUUAUCUGGGACAUUAACACCGAGGGACGGUUCAUGUAGUCAGAAGAUUGUGAAAGAGCCAAAAAGUUUCCUGGAAACGGCAGCAGAAUUGACAACGGCUGGAUCAGAUGCCUUUCCUCCUUUGAUGCAAGACGAAAAUCUUGGCACAGCUGAAGCCACCACCAUGAAGGGCAGUGACUUUGAAGUCACCAAGGAUUCAAGCAGAAAAGAUAAAGCAGUCCGCAAAGACAAGGAUAAACAAGAUGAGAAGCCAAACUAUGCUGACCCCUUGUUAGUUAAGGAAACGUAAGUAGAAAUGCAUCCUGUUCAUAGAUCGUACACUCCCGCAAUCUAUAGAAACUCAGUUACAAAUAUUUUAACCCUCGGACGUACAAGGGGGGUGGAUGCCACCACCCAAAAGGUUUUUCUGAGUUUUUUCCAAGAGGAUACAACAUCAGUACCUGAGGUUUUCAGUAGCUGUUCAUUCAUCCCUCGCGCACAUUUUGAGACAAGUUUAGUGAUGUUCAGUUGCUAUGGUUACGAGAAAUGACGUCAUAAAAGUAAGUGUUCAAGCCAAUUUUGGUUGAAAACGCAUGUUUUUUCAACUUCUUUCAACAAUUAAAGUAAAUCGGGUGGCUAAAAUAAAGCAAAGUGCUUUUUCAUGUGUUAUUUUUCAUGUAAAGUACGAAAAAUUACCUUUUCUUGAUGUGUUAACGUGAUUUCUAAUUCUUGGUAAAAUCCAAGAUGGCGACCAUUGUUGGUGACGUCACAGGCUACCAGCAGCACCCCCACCCCAUAAAUGUACCUCAUCUUGUACGAAGAUCAAGGGCUUUCCACUAAAGGUAAAAUCGUUUCUAAAUACUGCAACAUAUCAUAAACUCCGAGGAGAGGUUCUAUCCAUCCCCCUCCCCCCUUGUACCACGGUGGGGGUAUGAAUUUGCGUGUACUUCCGAUGGUUAACAUUUUCUUACAAUCUUAUUUGGCGCUUCAAGACAAAAUGAAAACACAGAGAUAAUCGGGUAAAUCCUAGCAUUUUUGUGAUUUACGUGAAAAAAAAAAUCGAACUUCAACGGCUGGGGACUUUGCUAAUAAGUUUUGGGGAGAAAAAGAGGGCGGGGAGGUCAUGGUGAUUGGGGAAUUCUUUCAACCUCAAACACCAGUCCAUCGCUAUACAAGAUCACAUUCUGAAACCAUACUUUUGCUUUGCUAGGAGGAAUAUGCUGUGCAUUUUCAAGCUGAUUUAUGGGGUAGGCCUUCGAGCUCUCAGAAGUCUCUUUAUGGAUAUCAAUCCCUUGUGGUCCAAUCAGCCUUUAGAUGCAGCCUGCUUUGACAGAGGGACAAUGAAGCUCAAAAAAGAACAAGAAGCCCUUUUCAACAAAGGAGACAUUAACGAAUGGGAUUUCUCCUUAAUGACAACAGUACUUCUUUACUCCAAGAGUUGUUCAGUUGAGAUAAGCAAGAAACCUGAUUUCGCACCUGCUUUGAGGGAACUGAGAAACUGCCGCAAUAGUUUACUGGGACAUCCUUCCACCGAAAGAAUGUCUGAAUCGCAUUUCAAAACCUUUUGGCCGCUUUUAUCUGAAAACUUCAUUAAGCUUGGUGCAGAUCCCACAGAAGUUGCAGAAAUAUUGCUCCAGUCAGGUAUCUGUAGUAAUAAAAAAGAAACCCUCUAUCUAAUCUAUGUCUUAACGUUUCUCAAAAGAUCUGGAGAAACUUACAUAAUUCACCAGUUUGAGAUGCUUUGUGACUUUGAAAGGUAUUUAAAAACACAUUGGUGCUCAUCAGUUCCCGGUCAGUUCGCAAGUCUUAAGGAACUCCGGACCUAAAAAAUGCCAAAUCAGCUAUAUCUAUACUGAAAUUUAACUGUUUCAGAGAAGCAGAAGAACGUUGUAAAAAACCUUUGCUUCAAAGCGAGUAUGCGAAUAUAGCCUCAACUGUGGUAUUUGAUGAGGGAAUAGACUGAGUCAUGAAGGUGUUUCGAUACAGUUUUUUUUUUCCUCGUCCGAUCGCUAUAAAAUUUUCACCGGUAAUUGGCUAUGAAUUGAAAUUUGUGAAAAUGUAGUUUUAAGUAAAAUCAAUAUUACUAUGACAACAAUAAACAAAAAACUUUGAAAUUGAUAAAAGCCAAAUUUUGUGCGAUCUAGAUCAGCUACUGAAAACCCAACACUAGGAACUUUAAGUUUGGUGUUUAGCAAACAAUCUCCGUGAGAAGUAAAAAAUUCUAUAUAUUUGAAUUCGAAUAAAAGGAAAAUAUAUUUCAAACCUCAAAUUUUCAACAGCCGUGAUAGAUUAUUUAAUGAAAACGUUAUAUAUGACUCAAAUUAUUCUUAAGUAGCGUCAGAAUGCUGCUUAAUAUCAUAUUUCGAUGCUAGGAAAUUUUGGUGUAUUUUGGUUUUUGCGAUCUUGAAAACUAACCCAUUUUCUCCGCACCUGUAUAAGUGCAGGCUUCAUUCAAAAUUUGGACUUUUAGCGCUUUUUUGUAUAUUUCUGAAACGACUCGAACAAAUUUUUUUCAAAUCUCUUCACAUAACCUUCAUAAUGUAUAUAAUAAGAUCUGAAACUUUUAUUGAGAUUGAUUCACUGCAACAUCUUAAAAUUUCAAGACAAACCUAUCCUACGAACUUGUCAAAAAUCUGCGUUACAACAUUCACUAUUUUGACGUUAUGCUAAUUUUUCCAAAAUAAUGCGCACUAUACAUACCUCCAUGACUAGUAUAUUUUAGGUUGAAUUUAUCGCACCUUUUGAAUGUAAAACAUGGGUUAGUUUUCAAGAUCGCAAGAACGAAAAUACACCAAAAUUUCCUAGCAUCGAAAUAUGAUAUUAAGCAGCAUUCUGACGCUACUUAAGAAUAAUUUGAGUCAUUCAUAACGUUUUUAUUAAAUAAUCUAUCACGGCUAUUGAAACUUUAAGGUUUGAAAUAUAUAUUUUUUUAGUCGAAUUCAAACAUACAGAAUUUUUUACUUCUUACGGAGGUUAUUUGCUAAAAACCAAACUUUAAGUUCCUAGUGUUGGAUUUUCAGUAGCUGGUCUACACCGCGCAAAAUUAGGCGUUUAUCAGUUUCAAAGUUUUUUGUUUAUUGUUGUCAUAGUAAUAUCGAUUUACUAAAACCCACAUUUUGACAAAUUUCAAUCUAUAGUCAAUCACUGGUGAAAAUUGUAUAGCGAUCAGGCAAGGAUAAAACCACUUCUAAAGCGAUUGAAAAAUAUGGCCAAUUUUUUCGAAACGUACAAUUACCCGUUGCGUUAGCAGGAAAGAUCGCUUGACCAGCGUUAGGCGACCUCAAGAGUUGACCUUUUUCAUGUAUGCCUGACGAAGUAAAAAUAAAUAAGUUAAAAGUUCUACAGUUAUAGGACUUAUCAAGGAGUUGAGAUUUACCUGAUCAUUCAAGUGUUUGCUCUUAAUUUGUGGUUAUUGUUGUUGAAUUAGAUGAAGUCCACUACUCAGGAGAAUACUACAAACAGCUGUUUCUAAAAGAAAAAUCCAAAGAAGACUAUUGCAGGGAAAAGCUAGAAGUCAUUGAAAGGAAAUUGGACAAUGUAAUUGCAAAUCAACCAACUGAAGCUGCGCCUGGCGUUUUAAGCGAAGCAGUUAGCCCAAAGGAGCUCAGCGGCCCCAACUGGGAUGAGUGGAUAAAGUUCUGUGAUAUUGUUGGUAACUUUGAGUCACACCUGAAUCAGUACAUCCUGGUUACAGAUGCCCUUCCUAAUGAAGAAUUGGAGUGCUUUUCGGUUUUGAGAGCGGUGUCGUGGAAAAUGGUCUUAGAUUUUGAUCCAAUGUCAGAAGAAAAGGGUUUCUAUUGUGAAUUCACCUCGAAGGAGGGACAACGUAAUUUAGUCAAUAUGCUCACACCAGCAGAGUUAAGAAAAAGCACAAUGGGUAGUCUUCUACGUCAAAUCGAUCCCCAGAAGAUUCAGUGGCUCUUUAUUAAUGGCAGGCAGAGCGAUGCUGAGGGAAGUUCACAGUCAUUUCCAGCUUGGGAGGCUACCUCAGUUAAACACGUCACCAGGCUCUUUAGCUGCUGCUCUGAUCCUGACAAAUUUGACAAACAGAAACCCAUAGUGUGCCUUAUUCUUCCAUUUCGUGACGUGACUCUGCCAUAUUUGAAUGUAACCUUGAACCGUCUCAUAGAAAAUUUUGAUGAAUUCAGAGUGAGGUUUGUCUCCUUCAAACACGAGUUUUCUCACCUAAUUCCAAGAAAGUUCGAAGUCCGUCAUUUGGACUUGAGUCCCAAACUUGUCCGUUUGGGUUUGUCAGACUUACUAAGUGUGUCAGCAACCCAAGAAUACCGCCUGCCCUCUUCGCACGCCGGUAUUCCUGCCAAACUAAGUCAGAAUGAAUUUCUUUACCUCAGCGAACACCUGGAAAUCCUGUAUCAAGGAUGUGAAAGUCUGCCAGAAUUUUCAGAUGACCCAGCUGAAGCAGAGAUUUUUUUUGAGGAACACAGAAAAUCAUUCAUGUCAGGAAACCAAAUUUCGCUCGUAAGUCUUUAUGACAAUCACGACGCAAGAAGAGAAUUAAGUGUGGAUAUAAAAAACCACGUUCAACGUCUCCUUGAUCAGGGUUUGACGCGAUCUAUGAUUGUUGAAAUCAGGCACUCUCCUGGGACUGGUGGUUCUACCAUUGCCCGACGGGUCCUGUGGGAUCUGCACAAGACAUACCCUUGUGCUUUACUGAAAAUAUUGAGCUCUCCACACUACUUUGACGAGGACAAUACACUUUCAGACAAAUUUGCCGACCGCAUAUCUGCAUUAGAAGAAAUUUGCGAGACAUCUCCAGUGAUCUUAAUAGAUGGACAGAAUAGAUGGACAGCAAUCGGGAAUGAUUGGGGGCCUGUCAAACAAGCUUGUGCGAAUGCUCUGCAACAAAGGUAAACGAGCCCUUUUGUUACGUUGUCAGCAUGGAUCAAAAACCUCGAGAAGGGAGGAGUCAUCGAAUGUUCACUUCGUAUUUGAUGUGAAUGUGAAGCUAGAAGAGUCGAUUUCUGAUCUCAAUGAGUUCCAAUCGAAGUACAAGGAAUACAUCAGUAAAACACUUGGUGAAAACCAACGACCUAACCUGCGCCGUGUGUUCCAUUUUCCUCUUCUUUCCAUGAUGGAAGAGUUUCGUCCUAAACUUGAAAAGAUCAUCGAUGACACCCUGGACGAAAUGGGAGGUAUUCAGCAAGAAAUUGCGCUGGUUGUCGCUUUCCUGCAGAAAUAUGCCAAUCAUACCACACCGGCUCUACUCCUUUACGAUGCGUUUAAGGAUUACAUUCGUGUUUCACCAGAUGAGAAAUCAGCUACCUAUGAAGACAUCAAAUGCCUUUUCACCGAGCAGUUGCUUAACCUAAUGAUACCUGCAGAACCACUCCGCCGCAGAGGGAAAUCAAGUGGCCCACGGAACGCGGCACCCGAAAAAUACACUCUUCAACAUCCGUUAGUUGCGGAGUUGGUGCUAAGGAAGGUUUUACGGGCGCAGGAAUGUGAUCUGUUUGGAAUGGUCAGAAAGUUCCUUCAGCUUCCUAUUUACCAUCAAGAAUGUUUCCUUCCUCUCUUUGAAGAACUGUUUCUUUACAACAAGUAUGGAAUGAAACUCAAAUUUUCAAUCCUGUUUGAAGACCUAAAGCGCAUCGAUUCAGAGCUAGCAGGAGAGGUCUUUUGUCAAGCAGCUGUGAAAACGAAUGACGCAGCCAUAUUUGCUAACGCAGCAAGAUUCCUAGCAAGGAAGGAGCCUCCAUCUUUUGAAAAAGCCAAAGUUGUCAUGCAGCAAGCUUUUCAAGCCAACAAAUCAAUGGUUAGAUUGCGCAGCUUAUACCACACGAAAGGUGUUGUCCUGUAUAACGAAAUGAAGCACAGUAUCAAUACCGGGAAAGUUAACAAUCUCCAAACCCUUGAAGAUCAAGCCAGUGAAGUACUCAGCGCUUACCACAAGGCACGCAACUUCCCUCCAACAUAUCCUCAUCCCUUGAUUGGCGAAGUUGAAGUUUGGCUAGCUUGCAUUGACUGGAUCAUGAAGAACAAAUGCAAUCGCGAUUCAGAUAACACUUUGAAGUUUAUUACCAAACUUUCACCUUCUUUCUUUCGCACCUGUGUCAGUGAUUCUUUUUAUCUUCUGGAUGUUGUGGAUGAAAUUGUGCAAAGUGUACCAAACUUAACAGAUCCUGAAGAGACCCAGCGGCUCAGUAAUAAUGCGCGCUUAUCGCUGAUGGUGACCUUUAAACAAGGUCUUUCAGCAACUGGACGGAGGAAACAUACAGAUGAAUUAAUCCAGGUCUGCGAGGCACUGUGCAGUGCUCCCAAUUUUCCCAGGACGUCACAGAUAGAACUAAAGAAGCUUCAGGCUUACUUCUUUCUACAUGCUAGUGAUCCAAUCGACUUAAACUUUGAAAACCUCCAGUAUCUACUGAGGCUCUUGGAAGAACUGGUUUUAGUAGAGAAUGAAUUUCGGCUUGCUCACCAUUUGAUGAAAGUGUGUGUUUUGGUAACUGGACCAAGAAGCUACAGCCUCCAGCAAGGCCUUACUCUAAGUGAGAGAUGGCAGGAUGCUUCCCCUAACGAUUGCAUGCCUUAUUUUUAUCAAAUGGCCAUUUACUUUUUGAAUAUCCUUGACGGGCACUCACUUGAAUUUGCGGCAAAGUACGUCAAAGCUUUAAGAAUGUGCCGCGAAAAGUCCCAGAACCAUUUUCGAAGUACACAGUCAACGUUAUUUGUGGGAAAAGAAGGGCAAGGGAUGUCUCGCCUUAUCAACCGCAACACUUUAUUCCAAGGGGAAACUGAUUACGCUACAGAUAAGUCUGAGAAAGUGUCAAAAUUCUGGAGGAUAGACAGUCGGAGGAAACUGCUGGAAUGUAAAGGUCGGAUACGAGUUGAGCAGUCUUCGGGUCGUCCUGGGAAGAUCCACCCUUACAUUGAACUAGUACAAGGAAACCUGCAACUUUAUGUUGGAAAGAAUGCAGACAUUGGCAAAGCAGAAAGGGACUUUGCCCCUGGUGCUCUGGUAUACUUUGUCGUAAGUUUCAACCUUCACGGUCCUGUUGCUAAUGGGAUUACUUUCUCGUCGCAAAAGCCAUCCCAUGCUUAA
Molecule: messenger RNA, 8348 nt
Organism: Porites evermanni
Lineage: Eukaryota; Metazoa; Cnidaria; Anthozoa; Scleractinia; Poritidae
Source: the annotation of a GenBank genome assembly